AUGGCUAAUCCGAAGGACCCAAAGCACGUUCUAUGGAAGCAUGUCAAUCUUGUCGAAUCUACUGUCGAUGUCGCAGCUAAAGACGGACGCCUCUUCUCGUACUACCCGGCUAUGUACAACGCUGGUGGCUUCCUCUACCUGCUCUUCUCCGGCGCCUCCAAGGAUGUUGAUGGCAUGGGCCAAGAUGUGCGAAUCUCUUUUCUCACACAGAAGGGGCAGUGGAGCAAGCCGGAAAUCGCAUUUCCUGCGGCUCUCUUGCCAAAUCAGACUACCGUGCAGACGUCAGAUUACUACUGCAAACGUGGAAUUUCUCAAAGAGCCUUGCAGGCAUUGACCAUUGUCUAUGUUGGCCUUGACAGGUCCGACUCAAGAUAUUAUGCGGUUGCGCAAUCCAGUGACAACAUCUGUCCUGGCAGCUUUCAGUCGGCUGGCCGCAUCGCCCGUCGUAUAAACACCGACGGCAACCCGUCGACCGGGACGUUUAUAGGUGAACCAUGCUGGAUCGAGACCAACAAGUACACCACCUCACACGAGUGGGCUAAGACCAUCUAUGGCACCAAGUACCAAAUGAAGGUAUGCAAGGACAAGGACGCUAUCAACGCUGCAUUGGCAAAACCACAAAACGUUCCAGCUCAAGCGACCAGCCUCUUGAACGCACCGCUGUUUGCUGCUGAUAAAAAGCACAACGUCAACUACCCUACCAAUGCUGUUUACCUUACCGACUCUUCAAGCAAGGGUCGUUACAUGCGCUUUUGGACAGAUGUCUCUUUGAAGAAUCGCACCGGCACCGCUUUUGUCGAGUAUUCCGCUGAUAAAUAUGGCAAACAUUGGUUCCCAGCCACGACUGACGGCCUCAAUAUUCAAGAGACAAACAUAUACACCACGGAGAAGACUUGGUUCGGUAGUAGCGAUGCGCAACAGCAGACCCGAGUGUACAUCUCCAACGGCUAUAUGGAUCCAGUCUCAUCUCAAAACAUCCUUACCAUUGCGACUUCGCGCGGCGCUGAUCUCGUCUUUCACAACAUCGGGAUACUCCGUGGCGGUAACGCUAGCAAGUCGGUUCCUAGCGGCACUCGCGGUCGCGGCUUCACAGAUGCACCCGGAUUCUACUGGCCGUCAGCUUCUUUCGCCGGUGAUGAGCUACUGGUCGCUUACAGCGAGAACAAGGCAGCUAUCCGUGUCGCUACUAUCAAGCUCAAAGAUCUUCCAUAA
This is a messenger RNA of Exserohilum turcica Et28A, 1212 nucleotides long. RefSeq lists its product as uncharacterized. The transcript has a single exon. The coding region runs from base 1 to 1212 and encodes 403 amino acids. NCBI's taxonomy places the organism in Eukaryota, Fungi, Ascomycota, Dothideomycetes, Pleosporales, Pleosporaceae. The record is from RefSeq and is a predicted model, not a curated record.